AUGGAAAACUCCAGAGACUCAUUUGUCGGUCCAGGAUAUGUGGCUACUCGUUCAGAUGCUCUUGAAAUCCCAACACAAGAAAACUCGGCUUCAUCAUCUACCUCUUGGACUGCUCCAGCACAAUUGCUCUCAAAUCAUCCAGUAAAUGAGUCUGAUACAAGCACACCGCAGCCUGCUUCCAACAUUGACACAAGCCAGUCAUCUAUAAAUCGCAAUGGCUCUACUUCAUUAACAGAAAAUAUAUCAAUUGACCCAGCUCCGCAAAAACGACUAAAUAUGCCUAUUCCAUCUAUUUCUAUUGCGCGGUCUAAUCUGGACGAUGGUGAUAUCAAGAAAUCAGUAAAUAUGCAGCCUGUUGAAGGAAAAGUCCAAAGUGAUGCACGCCAUCACCAUCACCAUCACCAUCAUCUAAAUGUAGAAGAAAAAGAAGGUGAUAUGCACGAUAUGCUCAAGUCUGACCGACGCUCACAUCAAGGAAGUGUUGAAGUGAUGAAUCAACACAUAGAAUCUGGUAAAUCUCACGAAUCAGAUACUCGUCAUUCGACUUUAAAAGGUAUGCCGUCGUCCAAAGAAACCAAAAGCAAUGAAAACGUGGGUCAAAAUAAAUAUGUUGAUGACAGCAGCAACGUGUAUAGCUUUGAUCACUUUUUGGUUUACACCAAGGCUGUCGAGUAUCCUCGUCUGUUUAGCACGAUUUGUGAAAAAAGAUUCAUACUUAGAUUUUUGCAGUCUGCAUUUGCUACAAGUGCCUUUUCCGGAAUGUUUGUUGCAGCUACCUGGAAUCAUUAUGGAUCAGCAGCUGCAAGUGACUCUGGUUUGAAUGUCAUGUGCUUUACCUCUAUUACAGCUCUAUUUGUGUCGCUUUGCUGUAUGUAUCUAUAUGCUUUUCCAGGAUCGCUUGGUAUUCCACCACAUAGACACUGGCGAUUUUCUGGAGUGGAAGUAUCUAUUGAUGCAGUUCUUUCCCUUUUGUGGCUUGGCUCGUCAGCACGUUUAGCCACUUACGCACGCUGUCCUGAAAACCGAUUUAUUCCAGCUCCCAACGGAUCAGGAAAUGUAUACAUGAUAGAUACGCCUACACUCAACUGUUUUGCAUGGCCAUUAUCCAUCACAACUGGAUUUUGUUGUAUGGCAUUUCAUAUUGUUACUCUGACGAUGGGCAUAUGGGAUCUGCAACGACAAGCAUAUAUUGAUGCUAAAGAACGCCAAAGUCACAUAAUGUUUGCACGAGGAAACUGGAAGCAGUAA
This is a messenger RNA of Batrachochytrium dendrobatidis JAM81, 1248 nucleotides long. RefSeq lists its product as uncharacterized. The record is from RefSeq and is a predicted model, not a curated record. Lineage: Eukaryota; Fungi; Chytridiomycota; Chytridiomycetes; Rhizophydiales. Bases 1 to 1248 code for a protein of 415 amino acids. The transcript has 3 exons.